Drosophila innubila is the source of this 1098-nucleotide messenger RNA. Its product is annotated as zinc finger protein 317. NCBI's taxonomy places the organism in Eukaryota, Metazoa, Arthropoda, Insecta, Diptera, Drosophilidae. The record is from RefSeq and is a predicted model, not a curated record. Gene Ontology annotation, biological process: regulation of transcription by RNA polymerase II. Gene Ontology annotation, cellular component: nucleus. The transcript is spliced from 4 exons. Gene Ontology annotation, molecular function: RNA polymerase II cis-regulatory region sequence-specific DNA binding; zinc ion binding; DNA-binding transcription factor activity. Bases 60 to 1091 code for a protein of 343 amino acids.
AUUCUAAACAAAAGAUCAUAAGCAAUUAAUUCUGGCAAUUACAUGGAUAUGUAACAAAGAUGUCAGAAAAAAUGUGUCGCAUUUGUUUGGUCGAUAUCAGAUCGUCCUCAUCCCGGGUUGACAUUUUCACUGAGCAGAAUGUCCACUUAAUUCGGCAAAUAUAUUCAAUUACUGGAGUGCAGCUAACGAAUAUAAGUGAUCAGCCCAGACACAUGUGUAUCACUUGCCUGAUGAACUUGGGAACUGCCAUCAAGUUUCGCCAACGUUGUAUCAUCUCUCAAAAACAAUUAAGAGCUGAAGACCAUCCCAAAAAUGUUUUCUACGAAACAAUAGAUAUUAAUCAUGAUGUUAACGACCAUUUCGAAAGUGAUGACUCCGCUGCACUGGAUAUUAUUGAGAAAGUCCAUGAGGUAGAUUACGAAGUAGCUACGGUUCAUGACAUUGAGGAAGACAGUGACUCUCAAAUAGAUUACUAUUUUACAACGACUGAACAAACUGAUGACAAUAACGUCGAGCAAUCGGAUAAGGAAUCGGAGCAUAUUGAAGUUGAAACACAAUGCAAAUUUCUUGACAAAGUCAAGAAGUCAAAAAAAGAAGCAAUAAAUUGUAAGCCGAACAGAAGCACAUCCAAUAAUCCAGUCCGGUCGUUUGUAUGUGACGAAUGCGGCAAAAAAUUAAGCAAUAUAAGCAAUUUUCGAGAGCACAAAUUGCGGCAUGCAGGCAUCAAGAGAUUUAUCUGCAAGUUGUGUCGCAAAAGUUUUACAACACAAAAGGAGUUGACUCGUCACACUCGCGGACACACUGGAGAACGUCCAUAUGCCUGUAGAUAUUGUCCCAGCAGAUUUGCAGAUCUCGGUACAAUUCGACAGCAUGAGAGACGCCACACUAACACUCGACCUUUUGAGUGUGCGGUAUGUGGCAAGAGUUUCUUCAGCUCAAAUAGCCUGAGCAAACAUCGCUUGAGACAUCAAGAUAUGCCCCGCACUCAUCAUUGUACGAUCUGUGAUAUUUGGUUCCAGAGACCCGAUCAUCUGGCUGCGCAUAUGAACUGUCGUAGUCACAAAAUUAAGGAGCAGGUGCUCAUCGAAUAGUGCAACA